Molecule: messenger RNA, 1284 nt
Organism: Penicillium salamii
Lineage: Eukaryota; Fungi; Ascomycota; Eurotiomycetes; Eurotiales; Aspergillaceae
Source: the annotation of a GenBank genome assembly
AUGCUGGCGGAGAAUUUGCGUCCUGAAAUACCACACAAAUUUCCAAGCUCUUUGGAAAAAGAGAUCUAUCCACUGCGUUGGAGACCAGCCCCAAUCGAAGACCCUCCUGAUAUCAGUGGGCUCCCUUCUGCCGACGACGCAAUAUACCAAUUCAACACGGUGAAACAUCAUCUUGAUCAGCAUUACCGAUUUUUUGACGAAACUUCAUUCACAAGGCAUCUGAAUGAGUUCUACUCUGGAAAUUCGCUCCAAAAGGCCACUGAUAAUCGGCUUUGGUUUGUUCACUUCUUGCUGGUGCUUGCGUUUGGCAAUGCAUUCCUCCUUCGCACCCGCAAUACUAAAGAUCCCCCAGGGUCCAAGUUCUUCUUGCGAGCCAUGUCCCUAUUGCCCGACUAUGCAAGCUUAUGGACUGAUGGAUUGCUGGCCUUGGAAGUUCUGGCCCUUGCUGGGCUAUAUCUAUACUGCAUUGAUCAUCGAGAGUCAGCGCACGUGUAUGUAAGUAUUUUUCAUCACAUACUCGUCGUCAUAUGCGUUUUGAAUACUGACGGAUUGAAGAUCGGCCAAGCAAUUAGAAUCGCACAACUCGAUGGCUUACAUACCGAAUUGCCUGAAACCGAGCUCGGAGUAGAGACUGUGUCUCGAUGUCGAAACCUUUGGUGGACGCUCUAUGUGAUGGAUCGGCACAUUUCAUCCUCCCUAGGGCUACCAAUGACUACUCAAGACAGCGAUAUUACGACGACACUCACUCCUGCUUCAGCAGGAUCACGCCCGGAUGCUACUUUGGGUCUCCAUGUGAAACUCUCAUGUUUGUUUUCAUCCAUUUUGACCUCGGUUUACAAAAAUGAGAAAACUGAGCUCGGGACCUUCCUGGACAAGACGCGAACAAUUCUGCAGACCAUGACGAUCUACGCACGAGAGAUAGAAACCAUCAUACACCCAAAGACUACAAGCAGUGUAGAAACUAUGCCAAAGGGUACGCGGUAUAUCACACUGCUCUAUCAUCAGGUAAGAGUGCCAACAUCUGCGUUGGAGUCAUGGCUAAUUGCAAGGUGCCAGUGUGUUCUCGUUGCCACUCGACCUUUGCUCUUGUCGGUUCUUAAGGAACGACUAGAUAUGCUAGUGGAUCCAGCACAUCGAGAGGAUGACUGGAGAAGUUUCUUGGCACCGACGAAAGCCUUGAUCUCAACGGGAAUCAAGUCGGCCAUCCAAACUCUUCAGAUACUGACUGAUGAAGACAGCCUUCUGGGUAAGUGCAUUUGUCUAAACCAUCAGCAGAAGCCCUGA